GGAAGAAAAAGUGAUGAAUGGAAGAAGAAGCGGGUUGAAUGAUUUGAGCACCUUUGUUGACCAGAUGAUCUAAAGGCUAAGAGUAGUAGAUGUCUUCAAAUACACAUGCAUUAGCUAUUUGAUAUAAGCAAGCCAUGGAUAAGGAUAUGAAUCAAAUGCUGGAGGACUUGUCUCGGAUUGAAGUGGUUGCUGAAGACAUUCUUGCUGGUCGCAGAGAGUUAAUAGACUUGGACAGACAACGAAACAAAACAAGAGAGGCUAUGAGAGCACUACAGCAGGAUAAAGGAGCGGAUAAAAAGGCAUGGAUUUGUGCGGGGAAAAUGUUUUUAAAAGUUGAUCAGAAAAAAGCAGUACAGAUGUUGUCUAAAGAUUACGAUAUUCUUGAUGGUGAAAUGAGCAGAGUUCGUACAAGUUUAAAAGUUAAAGUGAAUGAGCUGCAUGAUCUAGAACAUAAGGACCAUCUAAAAGGAUUUAAUCUCUCUCCCCUUUCAUCUGCUGAGCUCAAGUCUGUACAAAGUCUUUUAUGAUUUAUUUUUUGUUUCUGGCAUUUUUUCAUAGGAUAUUCGUACAUUUUACCAUUUUGUUUUUAUCUGUAAUGGCUUGUAUAAAUAUAAUGCCUCAUGUUCAAUGCUUGUUGAUUUUGAAGUUAAUGUUUUGAAAUAAUGUCAUAUACUAUUUAAGAUUUUACUAGUUGAAUGUUUAUUUAUUAAACUGUUGAUUUAA
Physella acuta is the source of this 723-nucleotide messenger RNA. RefSeq names its product p53 and DNA damage-regulated protein 1. The record is from RefSeq and is a predicted model, not a curated record. Lineage: Eukaryota; Metazoa; Mollusca; Gastropoda; Physidae.